Molecule: messenger RNA, 1845 nt
Organism: Anopheles merus
Lineage: Eukaryota; Metazoa; Arthropoda; Insecta; Diptera; Culicidae
Exons: 3
Coding region: 816-1313 (165 amino acids)
Source: RefSeq, a predicted model, not a curated record
CGCGGAAAACUAACUGUCAGUUUUCUUCGUCGAUUCUUCUUCCACCUAGCUGUCAAAACGGGCUUAAGCUGGCCCUACACGCUGCAUUCAUGUAUGCAGCUACAAAUGACAGCUACAAAUUUCCAUUGUUCUCGAUCGGUCAGCUCGUCGCUGCUCGUAACCCGAUGUAUGCGGGUUACGAGCGGCGACAAGUGACGUAUCUUCCACCUGCUAUGUUUACAUUACUGUUUCAAGUGUUGAAGGGAGGGAUGAUCAUCGAAUUCAAUUUUUAAAUUUGAGUGAAAUAAAAUUUAAAAUUACGUGCUUAUUUAAGCUACUGAUAAAAUAAAUACAAAUUAUUAAAAAUAUUUUUAUGUAAUGUUUUAUUUGAGGGCAAUAAUAAUAUUGAGAAUAAAAUGAGGCUUAACUAAACGUAUACGAAAACAAAAAUGUUGCAUACAUUAUGUGGGGAUGUGUUGGUAUUGUGUUUGGAGAUUCCUUGGAAGUUUUCAGGCGGACAUUUUCGAUUAGCAGUCAACCACGCCAGCACAUAACAAUGUAAGGAGCUAAAACCGCCCAAAAAUCGAAUAAAAAUGUAUGUUACACCUUUUCUCAUAGAAUGACACACUAAAUUAUUGGUUGUUUUAUUAUUUUAGCCUAUUCAAGAUGAGGAAAAAGUCAUUGAAUUGAUCAAUUUGGUGAAAACUUAUCCGUGCAUCUGGUUAGAUACUGAUCGCCAGUAUAAAAAUAAUGAAAUAAGGCAUCAAGCCUGGCAACAGAUAGCAUCCGUGCUGGAGAAGGAUCCACAGUACGUUCAUGCUAAAUGGAGGAAUUUAAUGAAUUCCUACCGGCGGACUAAAAAGGAGAUCGCUUUGAGUCAGACAACAGGUUCCGGUUCCAGCGAGCUAUUGAAGGAGGUUUGGUAUGCCUACGAGCAUAUGUCGUUUCUACAUGAAACGACAGCUCCACGUCGUACAAUCAAUACUGCAAAUCUUGAAGGAACUUCUCGGGAACCUGUUGUUAUCUCGACCGCUCCUGCAACCACCGCUUCAUGCAGUUCAACUGCUUCAACAACAGCCACGACAACUGCCACAACAUCCUCCACUGGCUCCUCUAGUGGCAUGCUAGAGGGUCGCACAGCGUCCAAAGGACGCAAAAGAAAGUUAAGUGAAACGACUCGAUCAAGUCAGAUUAGCGAAUGCUUGACAGCCAUUCAAAGCAUUGUUAAUACUGCUACUGCUGCUGCACCUUGCACAAAAGCCAGGGCUCUGGGCAACUUUGUAGAGUCACAAGUUGUCACCUUCGAAGACAUCCAGAGUUCUGUGCUAAACUGAUCAGGUCCAUAACGACGGUCAUGAAUGAUCAAAUUAAUCAAAUUUAUGCGGACAAACAUGCCUCCUUGUUUAUACAUAAGAGUUAGGAUCGGCGGAGGAGAUUGCAUGAAAGAGAGUUAAGCAAUAAUACAAGCAAUGCCAUAAUUAGAGUGCCAUAAUUUGGUGGCCAUCAACGCGUUGGUUGGUGUGCGUGAGAGGGCAACGGAUGAAAGGUGAUCGCCCGAACAGCGGGAACUUUUUCUUCCACGAACGGCAACGGCAGCGAUCGGACGCGCGCGCAAUCCGCCUAGUUUUAAGUUAUUCGUUAAAAUAUAUUUAUAUGAAGAAAAAUACCGCAACGUCCAGCCCUAGAUUGAUCAUAUGAUCCUGGUCACGGCACCACUCCUCGAUGCAUGAUCAUGCAUAUCUGUAGGUUUAAAAUUUAAGUGUUAAUAUAGUUUAAGUGUUUGUUGGAAUUUAAGAAUUUUAUAAAUAAGUGAAUUAUGUAUUGUUAUGUAUUAUGUAUUGUUAAGAUAGUUUAAGUGUUUUUGGA